GGAGAGGAAAGUCACAGAGAGCGUCAGAGAAUGGAUUAUAAAAUUAAAUAAUUUUUUAGAGAAAGGUCUUUUAUUAGAAGUUCAAUUUUACAAAAAAACAGAAGACAGUUCUAUUAACAACCGAACGAUUAUCGAGCUUAAAGAACCAAAUUAUUUUUCUCGACAGGUAAAUAUUGACAAAACACGUAAGAAAAUCGAAGAGGAAUAUAUUGACAAAAAAGAAGAAGCGGAGCGCGUCAAUGCU
Molecule: messenger RNA, 244 nt
Organism: Racocetra persica
Lineage: Eukaryota; Fungi; Glomeromycota; Glomeromycetes; Diversisporales; Gigasporaceae
Source: the annotation of a GenBank genome assembly